Molecule: messenger RNA, 1819 nt
Organism: Ctenocephalides felis (cat flea)
Lineage: Eukaryota; Metazoa; Arthropoda; Insecta; Siphonaptera; Pulicidae
Product: protein wntless-like
Exons: 11
Coding region: 161-1789 (542 amino acids)
Biological process (GO): intracellular protein transport; Wnt protein secretion; Wnt signaling pathway
Cellular component (GO): endomembrane system; organelle membrane
Molecular function (GO): Wnt-protein binding
Source: RefSeq, a predicted model, not a curated record
CAAAUUGUUUACAUUUGUUAUGCCGUGUAAACAAAACUUAAUAUUUUUAUUAUAGGGCGUGAAGUAAACCUUUUUCAACCAAUUUAUCGCCCGCAUUUUAAAGUAGCAUGUAUAAAGAUCACAAAGUAUUGAAUUAAAUUAGAUAUUAACAAAUGUCAAUAUGCCGGGUACAAUUUUAGAAAACUUAAGUGGUCGCAAGCUAGCAUGUCUUGUGUCGUUAUUACUCAUUUCCCAAGUAGUGUGCUUCCUUAUCGGUGGAUUAGUAGCCCCAUCUCCAUCAAAUGUAAAUUUAGUUUUGGGGACCAUUUGUCGAGAUAACGGUGGCCACAAUGAUACAACUAAAUGGUUGUACCCCAGAGGCAAAGGCUCUUGUGAAAAAAUUAAUGUUGCAGAUAUUAAACAGCAUAAGCAAAUGGCCAUGGAGAUAGUCUUCACGUUCCAGAUUCCUCUUCCAAAAGACAACAUGAUUUUGGACUAUUCACGCUGGCAACAGAAUUUGAUUGGUGUAAUCCAAACUGAUAUUUCAUAUGAAAGCAGCUUCUUAAUACAGACAAAAACGACAUUAACACUUGAUGCUCGUUUGGCAUAUCGAAAUAAAGGUGAUGCUGAUGACGACUGGAAGUACUAUUCAUCAUCUGUAAUAGAAAGAGUUUUAAAUUGUCAUGUGGAUGAGAAACCUGUAUACUACAAUUGUAGUGCAAUACCCUUGUUUGAACUUGGAUCUUUACACCACGAUUAUUAUUUAUUGAAUAUUCGCCUUCCUAUUGACAGUGAAAAGAAAAUGAAUUUGGAUAUAGGGUUUAUUGAAGAUAUGUGGCUCACGAUUAUAAACCAAAAUGGGGGCUUUACAAAAGUGUGGCUGUCUUUAAAAACUGUUUUCUUCCCAUUUAUUGUUGUUAUAAUGAUAUGGUUUUGGAGACGUGUUCAUAUGCUCUCAAGAUCACCAGCUUUAUUAGAAUAUAUGCUGAUAUAUUUAGGGCUUACUUUAACUUUCUUAAAUAUGCCUUUGGAAUACUUAACUUUGAUAUAUGAUAUGCCAUUUAUGUUACUUUUGGGCGAUAUACGUCAAGGAAUAUUUUAUGCAAUGCUACUAUCAUUUUGGCUUAUAUUUGCCGGAGAACACAUGCUGAUUCAAGACACUAAGAAAAGUACAUUGAAGGAAUAUUGGAAGAAUCUCUGUGCUGUGGCUAUGGGCUGCGUUUCUUUAUUCAUUUUUGAUAUGUGUGAACGUGGUGUGCAACUCCAUAAUCCAUUCUACUCUAUUUGGGUUACAGAUAUUGGAACAAACUUAGCACUAACUUUCAUUAUCCUCGCUGGAAUUUCAGCUGGUGUUUACUUUAUGUUCCUUUCCUACAUGACAUGGAAAGUGUUCUGUAACAUUAGCAUUAAGCAGUCUUCAUUGCCUGCUAUGUCUACAGCUAGACGAUUACAUUAUGAAGGAUUAAUUUAUCGUUUUAAAUUUUUAAUGCUAGCUACUUUAUUAUGUGCAGCUUUAACAGUUAUUGGUUUUAUUUUGGGACAAGUUACUGAAGGAAAAUGGAAGUGGGAUGACGAUAUUGAUCUCAAUUUUACUUCAGCCUUUUUCACUGGAGUUUAUGGAAUGUGGAACAUUUAUAUUUUUGCAUUGAUUAUUUUAUAUGCUCCUAGUCAUAAACAGUGGCCUGCCGAUAGUCAUAUAACUGAUCAUAGUGUGAGUGAAGAAAUAGAAUUCAGCCGUUUGCCAACAGAUCCUUGCUCAAGUGAAAUAUCAUCCCUUACUUCAUUUGUUAGAAAAACAGCAGUGGAUUAAAUGGGAAAAUCUUUGGUUGUUAUAUGGUGC